This is a messenger RNA of Paramuricea clavata, 2560 nucleotides long. Lineage: Eukaryota; Metazoa; Cnidaria; Anthozoa; Malacalcyonacea; Plexauridae. The record is from the annotation of a GenBank genome assembly.
GACGCAAGUGCAUGGAUUUUACAUAUAAUACAUUCUAUAUCAUCGAACAACAAAUACCUUUUGGGAAAAGCUAUACUUUUAUACUGUCAGUAUUAGUAAUGUCGACAUCACAGGGAGGAAAUCCAGCCAUAGAACGGCUGAAUCAGAGAAUGUCACGUCUAACGACAAUGGAAGGCAGGCAGAAGGUCUUAGGUUUCGUUCCUCGAUCAAGUGAUGUGAUUGUUGCUACACCAAUGAAAUGUGGUACAACGUGGAUGCAACAGAUUAUGCAUCAACUGCGUAGCGGAGGCGAUAUGACCUUUACAGACAUCGACGAAGUUGUUCCAUGGAUUGAAUUGGCUUAUGAUGUCGGACUAGACCUCGAUGCCGAACACAAAUAUCAGCCUAGAUGCUUCAAGACCCACGCUUCGUAUGACGUCUGUCCUAAAGGCGGAAAAUAUAUUCUUGUCUAUCGGGAGCCUUGUGCAUCAUUCUACAGUGCAUUCAAUUUUUUUACAGGAAUACAUUUUCAACCAGAAGAAGUAACGCUUGAUGAAUUCGUGAAAAAUAUGAUUUCCCCCAAUAAAAAGAUUCGUGCGAAUUACUUCCAGCAUUUGCUGAGCUGGUGGCCGAAACGAAAUGAUCCGAAUGUAUUGUUUCUUCUAUACGAAGAUAUGUUGGAUGACUUGGGAAGUGCAGUGAGGGCCGUGGCAUCGUUCAUGGGUAUUGAUGAUGAAGCUAGUAUAACAAAUGCCGUGAAAAUGAGCACAUUUGAUUUCAUGAAGCAAAGUCGAGACAAGUUCGCAUCCAACCUCGUAUCAAGUCAUCGGAAUAAAGCGUUGGGAAUAUCAGAAGGAGUCAGACUUCACCGUGUUGCUACGGGUUCUGCAACAAAAGGGCGCGAAAUAAUGGACGAGUGGACCAAGCAAGCUGCUCAAGAAAUGUGGAAUGAAAUUGUCACAAAAGAGACCGGUUUUCAAGAUUAUAGUGAUUUUAGAGAGGCUUUGAAGAGGGAAAAACAGUCGUAACUCGAUACAUUUUCCAUCGUAGUUCAUGACCUGUCUCGAAUGAUAAUAUAUAUAGGGAGUUUGGCAACCGACAAAGCAUUAUUUGCCUGUUAAAAGUAUUAUCUUUCUUUUAAGCGACCCUUAAGUAACAGACGAACAAUCAGUGAAUCCCCACACAAAACACCGGAAACGACUUCCAACGUUCUAACUGUUAGCGUGUUCAUAAGCCGUGAAAAUUAUGCAUAAUAACGUUAAGCCCGCCGGUCACGAGAGCAACUUGCUGAGCUAACCGCCUCGCGAGGCCUUGAGGAAAAUAUCUAUCGUGUUUGAUAUUUUUCGCCUCGCGAGGAAAAAAUCUCAGCGUCUGCGGAUGUUGUGAGCUAAGUGCUGAGCUGUUUGAAUCAAUUAGCCAAUGACAAACCAUGGUUUCUUCAUGUGAAUUGGAACAAAAUGGAGGAAAAUGCAAAUGAUUUUGUCAUUUAUGUUGUUGUUGAGUAGUUUUCCCAACGUGUGCGGUGAAAAUACAAAGCUGAGCUAGCUGCCACGCGAGGCGGUUAGCUCAGCAAGUUGCUCUCGUGUGCGGCGGGCUUUACGGUAGUAGUUUGAACAACUACAGCGUAAUUAACAGCGUACUAAAAUGCUCAAGGGAAUACAAUUUAUAAUCACCUUUGAAAAUUCUAUUGUUGAUGAUCACGUCUUCACUGACACUGACGUUACUGUUGUAUUUGCCAAACUCACUAAUAUGUUAGUAACAACGUAACAAUUGAUCAUGACACCUUAAUUACUUAAAUGUUAAUAUGUUACUGUAUAGUAUCAGGUGACAUCUCAAGGUCACUGGGAUUAAUUUUUAAAAUACAAAUACGCAAUAAUGCUGCAUUGCAAUUUUUCAUUCUCGUUAUAUAUCUAAAGCCCUGGGUAAACUAUAGGAAACAUUGUUGUGGAAACAUUUGUGAUUCUCAAGAAGCAAAAAUGUUUCUUAGCGAAUUUAGAAACAUUUGAUGUUUCCCUAUGUUUCUUACUAAUGUUUCCUAGUGUUUGCUCACUCUUGAAAACAUGGCAAAACAUUAGUAGGAAACAAUUUCUCCGCAACAGUGUUUCCUAGUUUGCCCAGGGCCUAACUUUCUGAAGAUGUACGCACAGAUUUUUACUCUUGAGAUAUUGCGCUUUAAUAAUAAUAAUAAUAAUAAUAAUAAUAAUGGAAACUUUAUUUAUUUAUUAUUAGGAUAUAUACAACUACAAUGAUAAACCUCGCUUUACAGGUAGUUUAUCAAUGUCUACUUGAAUUGAUACUAUAUAUUUAUUGUACAAUAAUUAUUUUAAGAAGGAUUAUAUUAACAUUAAUUUUGGGUUAUCCCACACCUUGUUUCGUUUACAAAAUACAUAAUAUGAUGUUCGUAUGCAUAUGUUCACGAUUUGCUUUUUUAUGUAUUUACUAUACUUGGCAUCACAUUUAAGGCUACUUAGCAUGCCAUCGAAAUUUUUACAAGAUCGGCCAAAAACUCCGAGGGUACUCAAGGAUAAAUUGACGAACUUGACUUUAUCAUAAUCUGCUUCCUGCUCAUUGAUUAGAUCAC